Messenger RNA from Budorcas taxicolor (takin), 420 nucleotides. Its product is annotated as interleukin-3. The coding region runs from base 1 to 420 and encodes 139 amino acids. The transcript is spliced from 5 exons. The record is from RefSeq and is a predicted model, not a curated record. Lineage: Eukaryota; Metazoa; Chordata; Mammalia; Artiodactyla; Bovidae. Gene Ontology annotation, molecular function: growth factor activity; interleukin-3 receptor binding. Gene Ontology annotation, cellular component: extracellular region. Gene Ontology annotation, biological process: immune response.
AUGAGCAGCCUCUCUAUCUUGCAUCUGCUCCUGCUCCUGCGUGCUCUCCAUGCCCCUCAGGCACAGGGGCUGCCUUUGAGGACAUCGAGGACUCCAUAUUCUAGCUUGAUGGAGGAAAUUAUGGAUGACCUAAAGAAAAUAACUCCGAGUCCAGAAGGCUCCUUGAACUCAGAUGAGAAGAAUAUCCUGGCGAAUAAGAGCCUCCUGCAGGCAAACCUGAAAGCGUUCAUGACAUUUGCCACAGAUACUUUUGGAAAUGAUUCAAAAAUCAUGAAAAAUCUUAAGGAAUUCCAGCCAGUGCUGCCCACAGCCACACCCACGGAAGAUUCAAUUCUUAUUGAGGACAGCAACUUGGGGGAUUUUCGGAUGAAAUUGGAAGAAUUUUUGGCUACCAUUAGAAGCUAUCUCAGACACGACUGA